Messenger RNA from Culex pipiens pallens (northern house mosquito), 4929 nucleotides. RefSeq names its product mediator of DNA damage checkpoint protein 1-like. Lineage: Eukaryota; Metazoa; Arthropoda; Insecta; Diptera; Culicidae. The transcript has 6 exons. The record is from RefSeq and is a predicted model, not a curated record. Bases 329 to 4282 code for a protein of 1317 amino acids.
CUCUUGUUCUGAAAGAAUUUUGAAGGCCAAAAAAAGGCUGGAACUUCCGUGUGGAUUUCUAUUUUCCAAAUAACCCGUCCCAAUGGUUUCAAUUUAUCGGAAAAUCUAGUUCCUCAAGUGUGCAUUGCAGUGCUUAUUACUUUAAAAGUGCAAAACAGUGGUUGUUGUGAUCGCAGACCGUUCAAAAUGCUCUAGCAAAUUUGUCUCUCCCCCAUCGCAAGCUCUUUUUUCUUCCUUUCUUUUCUCUUCCAUUCUUGCUCGUACUUGGUCUCAAAAGUGGCCUCCGAAGGUCGUCCAACUCGACUCGCGCGCAGUUUGAUAAAGCGCGAUGAGUGAAGUCGAGCCACCACCGCCGGGCACGGAAGACCACGUCCUUCCGAUGCCGUCGACCGUGGAACCCGUUCCGACGGACACGGCGGCCAGCAGUGCCAGCCUGUUGGAGGACGCGCCGGAACAUGAAGAGGGCGAGAUCGAGGACGAGGAUGAGGAGGAGGACGUCGGAAUGCAGUACGAGAACAUCAGCUCGGAUGAGGAGUUUAUCAUCCGGGAGCGGCUGCUGCAGCUGCAGGCCAUGGACACCGAGAUGGAACGGCGGAAAAAGAUUGCGGGAAGGAACGGCGGUGGACAGGGUGCGGCCGGGAGGCAUAAGGCUCCGUACAAUAAGCGCAUGCAGCCGCCUCCGGCUCCGGUCAUCGGAAAGGAAAACUACGAGUGCAUUUCGGACGACGACGACGACGACUUUGACCUGUUCCGAUACGACCCGGUGCCAAAGCCGAAACCUCUACCAGCCCGACGGAAGCCUCGAAGUUCUCGACCGUCAGACUCGUUGAAAUCUCUCCGGCCCACGUCUAGUCGGUACCGCGGAGUGUCGCGGGAACCCGCCAGGCGCCCCCCGUCCCGCGUCCUCGAGAAGCGCAAGCAUGAACCGCGCAAACAUUCCCUGUCGACGAGGAAGCACAAGCGGAAAAGGGUUGAAGCGACGUCGACGUCGACGACCAUGGUGAAUGUGAUCGAUUCGAGCGAUUCCGAGCGGGACUUUCCGCUGGACAGGGCGCGGCUGCAGGCCGCCUGCAGCAUUCAGGACACGAGGAAACGAAAGACUGACAAGGAGAACUGGGACGCGCUGAAGCGCAAGCUGAAGCUGUCGAUGCAGAUGAGGAAGAAGAGUCAGGAGGGGGUGGUGGGUAGGAAGGAGGUCGUGGAGAUUGUGGCGGAUGAGCCGAUGUUGGUUGGGGAGGACGAUGAAGAUGAGGAGGAUGAAGAAGUGUUGCAGCUGCGACUGCAGGCCUUGAAAACGAAGGCGGAACUGAAGGAAACGGAUGUGAUUAGUUUGUUGGAGGGAGAACCCGUUGGGGAGGAGGAGCCGCCGCCGCCGCCGGAGAAGGGCGUUGAGGAGCAGGAACUGCGAAUGAUCGCGCUCCAGUCGGCAUUUACCAAAAAGCAUCAAAUAAGACUGAAGAAACGGCAGGAGGAGCGGCCGUACUCGCCAAGUGACGAGAUUCGGUUGCUUUCACCGGUGACGGAUUUGCUGCCUGGUGGGGCAGAGGUCGUGGAAGUCGAUGAAGACGUGCAGAUCAUCGUGACCAAACCGGAAACGGUCGAGAUAGCCGAUAGUUCGGACGACGAGGAGAACCGGAUGGAGAUUAGCCCGACGGAGAGUCCAACCGUGCCGGACGUGCAACCGGUGGACAUGGAACUCGCCACCGCCAGCGGAGAAUCUCAAAGUCCGGCACCGCCGACAGAAGAGGUCAUCAGCCAGGAGCCGGAACAGGUCGUCCUGCAGCUGGAUUCUCCAGUGUCUCCCGCGGUCGAAGAACCGGGUGAUCUGCAGAGCAAGUUCCCCGAAGAGGACGACGAAGAAACGCUCCGGAAUCAGCUGCUGUUGAACCUGUCGGGAUCACUGCCGACGGUGGCGGCCCGGCCCUUGACACCGGACUCGAUGGGCGAAGAAGAAGCGGACGCCCUGCGCGAGCUGAUUCUGUCCAGAAUGAACAACAAAAAGGUGAACAAGCAAAGGGAGCCAAUGCAGGCGGAUAUCUCCAACGAAAACGACAGUCAAAACAUUCCUCCACCCGAAGAGGCCUCGACCAUCGCUAGCGAUCAACCAACUUCCAAGGCUCCAACCACGAAUCAAUCGCGGGGACCAACGAAUCCCAAUCUGAUCACGUUGAUCGGCAAGCAAAAGAUCGCUCGAAAGAAGAAAAAGAAGUCGGCUGGCAAAGUGGCCAGACAAGCCGCGGCGGCCGCGGCUGCUGCUGCUGCGGCCGCUUUAGAACCAAUCGCGAUCGCUGCCCCUCCACCGUCAAGAAGCCUCGUCAAAGCCCCAAUUCCACUAGUGCCUCCCCCGCCCGGGAUUCCACCCCUAAUCCAAGCACCGACCAUAACGACCACGAAGGUCCUGGUCAACCCGAACAAGCUAAUCAACCGCAACACCGUGAACAACGCACCCAAAGAACAAACCCAGCAACGCUCAGCCAUGGUAGACAAUUACGUACAAAAACCCGUGCCCAAGCUAGUCAUCCAGCUGGGUCAGUCCGACUCGGACUCCGACCCAGACUACUACUCGGCGCCCCAAUCCGAGCCCGAAGUCGAAGUGCUGCGCGAAACAUUCCUCCGCGAUCUGGACAACGCCAGUCCGUCCCGGAUAACGCUCGAGUCCCCCACCUACUCGCCAAUCCCGGACGAUCAACCGCCCUCAACUCCCCUACAAAAACCAGCCGAUCCGGCCUUUGCCCAACGGUUAGACCAAUUCCUGCGCAACGUUCGCAGCAAAACCGACCAAAAUCAAAACGUCACCGAGGCUCCGUCGGCUGGUAGCGGUUCCAACGGCUUAGCCGCAAGUCCACGAUCGACGACGCCCCGAAAGCCCAUAACGGCGCCAACCGCCACCGCCUCUCCAAUCACACCCUCGGCCGUCCGUCACCUCCCCAAAUCGGCCCAACUCGAGUACAAACGGCUCCUCGCCCGAAUGGCCCAGCUCGAAAAACAACGCCAGCAGCGAUUCGUCGUCCAAAACACCCCCGCCGUCGCGCUCACCACUCUGAUACCUCCCCCGCCGCCGCCCACACUCACCAAAACCAUCGUCAACAACGUCGGUCCGAACGCGGAUCACGAAAUCGUAGUAACCGUAAACCGCGAAGGACGCGACGUCGUGACAGUUGACAAGCCGGUUCCACCUACCCCCAAACAGACGGACACGCUGAUCAAGCGGGUGCUGAUUAACAACACGGUGACGCAGGCCACGGUGCGGGCACCGGUGCCGCCACUACCGCAAGAAGAAGAAGCCAAAGAUACGCCAAGUAAGACUGUUGUUGAACAGGUACGGCAAAAGAGUCCGUCGAGGGUGGUGGGCAGGAAGGAGGACGAUCCGGAUCUGGCGACGUUGCGGGAAGCGCUGCGGAGGCUGCCCCGGAUCAAGGAGGACGAUCGGCACCGGGUGCUGAAGCUGGCGGAGGCACGCUAUGAGAAUCAUAGCAAACGCUUCCGGGAGGAACUGCAGGAGCUGAUCGGCACCGUCGAGAACGCCCAGUACCAGCGCCAGAAGCAGUACGACCUCGAGAACAAGGUGGCCUUCCUGCGGGAGAAGCUAACGGUGAUGGAGCGUGCGCUGGCCGUCCACAAGCACCGCAUCGUGUCGAUCUUUCCGACGUUGCAGGAGUCGCACACCCGCGUCAUGGCCAGCCGGAAGAAGUCGAUCGAGCUGAACAAUCUGUGCCAGGCGAUCGGUCGCGAGGUCCAGGGCAAAGCUUACAGUCCACCGUCGGGACUGCGCGGCGAAAUCCACCAGCGGUUGAAGGUACUUACGAGCGAAACGAAACAGCUCAAGCACAUGAAAAAGCUCACACUGGACGAGUUCAAGCGACGCAUGAUUGAACAGCGUCGGCGGCAGCACGAAGAACCGCCGAAUGUACCGCAACCGGUCGUCGAGCCUUCACAGCCAGUUGUUGAGCAAGUUCCAGAAGAACCUCCCGCAAAUGAAGAGCCCAUAAUCGAAGUGCCGGAACCUGCCCCAGUGGCGGAAUCGGUUGAGAUUAGGGCCAAAAGUGCACCGGCUUCGCGAAGUACGAGUCCGCUGGUGGUGCUCGAGCCGGAACGGAAAUUAAACGUAACGCAAGAAGCUCCGGCCGUUCUGUCCAGUGAACCGACCUGGAAGCGCUUCGAGCAGUACACCUCGCCGCUGGCAUCGCUCCGAAGUGCACAAAACAUUCCGGACGGUGUAAUCUGUCCCUAUCAGAUGCGUGGCGAGUGCGUUGAUGAGGGCUGUAAAUUUGAACAUCUCUGAGUAGUUCGUGUGUGUAUGUGCGUGCGACACAUUUUUUUCUCCUUUUGAUCUCACAAACUUACACACAAUCAACCCCAUAUCACAGUACAAAACAAAAACACUAACGAAAUCCCCCAAUUGGAAUGCCCCGCCUAUCCCUAUUUUCACUAUAAUCCCGUUUGCGCAGUGUACAAAUCUUGUAGAUUAGUCUUCAAACCUCAACUAUUUAUGUUUCCCACUCCUACUCCCUACUCUUGAUCCCAAUCCCACUUCCUUCCCAACAAGAAAAAAAAACAAAUCACCAACCAAAAAUUAGAACACAAAAGAAAUCGGCCGCGCGCGGGGAAAUCACCAAACCGGAAGUGAAUCGAAAACGGUGUUCAGAAGAAAUCGAAGAAAAGGUGCGCGAACGCUAAAACAGUACAACAAUCAAACGGAAAAAAGAAUCAAGUGAGCUUAAAAUCCUCCAAACAUUUACAAACUAAACAAAAAAAAUAAUCCAGUAGUGUGAAGAAUGCGCGCGAAUAUGUUGCCGAGUCCAAUCCGGAGAAGAGAAGGAAGAGUGCGUGCGGAACGGAAACGCGGAAGCAUCCUAGAAGAGUAGAAGAUUUCAGUGGCUUCCACUUCCUCACCACGAGUUUGCCAUAUGAUUGCUUUUUUUAAACGAG